This is a messenger RNA of Teleopsis dalmanni, 1074 nucleotides long. Its product is annotated as probable 6-phosphogluconolactonase. The transcript is spliced from 4 exons. The record is from RefSeq and is a predicted model, not a curated record. Gene Ontology annotation, molecular function: 6-phosphogluconolactonase activity. The annotation marks the transcript as partial. Gene Ontology annotation, biological process: pentose-phosphate shunt; carbohydrate metabolic process. NCBI's taxonomy places the organism in Eukaryota, Metazoa, Arthropoda, Insecta, Diptera, Diopsidae.
ACAGGGCUUCGCACAGCAGCUGAUUUCAUUGUCAGAGUUUACCAUUUGUGUCAACCAGUUUGUUUACGAAAGUUUAUAAAAACGCAAAUUGAGAAACGUGCUUGUACCGCGAUUGGUGCUAAAGGUAUUUUUCGUUUGGGCUUAUCUGGUGGUUCGAUGGUGAAAUAUUUAUGUGACGCUGUAACGAGCAUUAAAACCGAUUUAAGUAAAUGGAAGUUUUUCUUUUGCGAUGAACGUUUCGUUGACGUAACCAAUGGGGAAUCCACAUUUGGCGCAUACAAAAAGUCUCUAAUAGCGAAGACAACAUUAUUGGAAUCACAGUUCGUUUGCAUUAACACUGAUAUUUCAUUAGAAGAAUGUGCUAAGGAUUAUGAAGAGAAAAUUCUGAAGGAAUUUCAAUUAGAAUAUGGAAGUGUACCUGAAUUUGACGUGUUAUUGUUAGGAAUGGGACCAGACGGCCAUACAUGUUCGCUAUUUCCCAAUCAAAAUGCUUUGGUUGAAAAAGAGCGUUUAAUAGCUCCGAUAAGCAAUUCUCCUAAACCACCUCCGCAGCGCAUAACAAUGACACUUCCACUAAUAAACAACGCAAAAUGCUGCAUUUUUGCAAUGACUGGUGCUGGAAAAGCCGAUAUAGUAAAACGUGUUUUCGUGGACAAUGAACCGCUUCCAGCUGGAAUGGUAAAUCCCAAACACGGUUGUCUCGUUUGCAUUUUUGAUAAAACUGCUGGCAUUCAUCUCAGUGAUAGCAACUAAUAAAUUUGAUUGCGAGUGGACCUACAUUGGUUUUGGAUUUUAAAAUAAAUUAAGUGUCUGCUGUAAAAUGGGGCUUUUGGCAAUACUAAAACGAAUUUUUUAUAUUUAGUUAUAUUGAGGUAUAUGUUUGAUUAAAGGAAACACAUUUCAACAUAUACAAAUUAAUACCUGAUUUUUAUUAAAUACUUUAAUCUUUUACAAUUACAAACUUAAGACUAUAUUUUAUACAAGUAAACGUACAUAUCAACUAAGAAAUGAAGUGCAUUUUUAGCUUUUGGCAAGUAUUCCUUUAACGUCGAUUCAGUUAAAUAUUCGAUUUGU